GUUAGUCUCCUUUAUUUCAUGCAAGGCACAGCAUACUUGGUGAAUGGCCCUUAAAUGCUGUCGGAAAAUCUGUUCUCGUUGUGUUAAAAGUGUACACUGAAUUGAUGGGUUGGACUCUGCCAUGUAUUUCCAUGUGUGCAGUUGUCUCAACAAACUUAUCACAGCGUCAUAUCACUUCUAUAAACAUUUCCACUCAGUGCAACUGCAGUUUAUCAGUGUCAUAAUGCAAAAAUGGCCAGCAUGUGCUUCUAAGUGAUGGUCAAUGGUGGCUUUAUGCCCAGAGGGGGAAGAUAUCAGAACUGCAUGGAAACUGCAAAGUGUCCUGGAAAGUCUGUCUGGUAUCUAAAUAUUUAUUUUGAAACAAUCUUUUUAUUUUUUUUGGGGGGGGGGAGGUCUACUGCCCUUGACAAUUUUUUUCUUUCAGACACUCCUUGUGAGAAUUCUUCUGCUGUAGCUUUUUCCUGAUGGAGCCCUGUGCAUGCAAAAGUUUGCAAUUAUAUUUUGGACCAUCACUGAGCCAUUUAAUACAUGUAAAAUAUAUGUUGCAUGCAUAAUGUCGACUCCCAUGGAUGGCAUCAGCAGGUAUAUUGUAAACAAAUCAGCACAAACUGGCCACUACUAAUGUCUUUUCCUUCCACGAAUUUCCUUUCAUAAAAUACAUUCAGUCAGUAAUUGUUGUGUCCUAUGAGUGUUCAUACAGUUAUAGCCAGGGGCCUUGAUAGCCCUAACAGUCCCAAUUCCUCCAAUUUCACUAAGAUUUUACAUACACCCUGGGGGUUAGGGCUAGGUUAUGCUCUUAUCAAAGGCCCCACAUGCUGCUUCGAAAUGGGGAACAUGUUUACACACGCUUCAUACAAUGUAUGUUGUGCGUUUGAAAAGUGUGUUUAUUAAAAGGGUUUGGCCACAUUGAAUACUAAGUAGUAUACAUGUUUCCAUAUGUAGCUUUGUCUACUUUCUCCCCCUUCCCCCCCGGGAAAUCUACUAAUGUUCCCUCUAUUGUCUGGGAAAACAACCCAGACGUGGAAUUCCUUACCGUUUUAGUCAUUUCCUUUUCUGCAACACUCAGUAAGAAACCCAAAUGAGCCGUCUGAGUUUUUGUCUGUCUUGCCCAAUGCCCAAAUGCUGAUGGACAUAAUAAAAUUCACAAGACAUCGCACUUUGGUUGGUGAAAACCAUUGAGGACAACAGAUUUUUCUCCUUUGCAGAUUGAAAGUGCCCUUUUGAUGGCUAUUUCCUGAAGAACCAUCUUUAUUUCCUGGCCAAUGACUUUGCUUGCUGUGGAUUGAACCUCAAGCAAGAUGCUCCCAUUCCGUGUUCGGAGGAGAAUGAGUCUCCUCCUUGGACUUCUUCUCUGCUCACUGGUUUGUGUGCAGUUCUUCAACCUUGGUCUUGGAUCCUUUGAGCGGACAGCAAAAGAUUUCCAGAACCUAGCCCUGCCGACUUCUCAAGAUCCAUGGAAUUUUGGAAUGUGGAAAGAGAGCCAGACCAGGGGUGAGAGUGUUGCUUCCAAGGACUUCUCAGCUAAGGACUUUGGAGUAGGAGUGCAACAGUAUGCCCGUCAAGCCUCAAAAGGUGAUGGGGUCGAGGAAAAGGCGGGAGGUAAAGAACAGUCGCUGGAAAUGGCAUCAAGGAUCAGCUCACAAGCUUUCAGGCACUUCUCUAAAGUUUCUCCUGCCGUUCUUCAGGAGGAAAAAUGCCCGGGUUGCUAUGGCACCACCCUUUGUGAUAAGUUUUAUGCAGGGAAUAUCACUCUGGACAUGGAAACGCCUGGGCAUGCCCAGAGCAAGGGGGUUUUCUUUGGCCGCAUGGAGGGGCAGCAGGUCGUCGGAAAGCACUUGGCCAACCCGAGCGAGUUCAAGCGUUUGGACCAUUUUGUCUGCCAGAACAGUAGCCGGCGCAUCCGGCCCAAUCAGUCUUGCGAUGUGAGUUGGGACAUUCUGCACUCACAUUUGUCAAGCAGGAUGGCAUUGGAAGUGGAGUACAUUCGCAAGGAUGCGUACAAAGUGGCACAGACGACUGCUUCUUCUCUGGGCUUAGUGCUGUGUGCCAGUGAACGGUUCCUAGCACAGCUGAAGGACUUGUAUGGCCUCAACAGGUGGACCAGGGACUACUCACCGGAGAUUGCCACCCUCAUGACUUCCUUGCUUUUGAAUCCGGAGGGGCUUCUGCUGAAGUUUUUCCAUCAGUAUGUUCCUGAACUCCAGAAGUACUUCCCGGCCUAUCUGGGCGAGUGCGGCCGCAUGAUCGUUGUGGCUGAAGCUGGGGUACCGCUGAGUGAAUAUCUCAACGCAUCCUGGGACGUUCGUGCUGAUCUGGCUCGACAGAUCUUGCAGAUGAUCCACGAUUUCCAGAACGCCAGCAGUGACUGGAUGGUCAUUUUUGCAGAUUUCUCCUAUGACAAUUUUGCAGUGACAGCCGACGGACACAUACAGUUGCUUGAUCUGGAGGAUAUAAUGAUCAUAGACAAGCGUGACAUAUCGCCAGGCCAGAAGCACAAGUCAGCAUGUGACGAGGAGUGCUUCGUCACAUUCACCAAGAGCCUCUUCCAGACUGGUGGGCAGGAUUGCAGGGUUGUCCCACAGUACUCACAGGUGAUGCUGCUGUUUGCCUGCCACAAGCUCCUCUCAGACCUGGACUCCACCAAGUACCUGCGCCACUUUUACGAUGAGAAAGAGAAACAAGUUUCAACAGUGGGUCUGCUGCAUGACAUACCAGAAAUCCUUGAGCCCAACAUGUCCAACCUCCUCUACAGCUGCGUGUUUGAGUCUGCUCCUGGCCAGAGAAUACAGUCUGCCAACAUUCUGAAGCGACUCCUUGAAGCGACCGGAAGAGGAUACAUGAGAAGCUGAAGGUGCGAUUUCAGAAAUGAUGGCCAAUGAUGUUGACAGAGGGAGUGCCCUUCCUUCAUCAUUUUUCUGUUCAUGUAAAACCCAUCCAGUAGGCAGGGCAUCUGUUUGAAUAUUUUGUUCAUGUAUUUCACUGCUGAACUGUGCAAUUGUUUGAGUAGGCUAUGUGGUUUUAAAAUUACAUAGUCUAUGGUGUACUUCUUGCGUAAAUGAGCUGUCCAAAACUGCCUGAGAUAGGUCGCUGAAGUUUAGAAGUGAUAGCCUGAAGUUCUGUCUGAAAAAAGUAGACGAUUUUAACAGUAUCCUGUCUUGAGAGCAUUCAAUUUCUCUCAGAAGAUAGAGAGAAGGUUCAACUCCAUCUUUCCUAAGAGCCAGGAAAGAAACGAAACCACAUACAUGCAUUUUGUUAGGAAGUUGACCAAUAAAAAUUGAAGCCCUUCGUCAUCUUCCUUGAAUUUGGGGCCUUGCAGGAUGUGAUUUAAAGGAUUAGAACAAAAGGUGCAAUGUUGUCUGUCUAAUUCUGAGGUGGCAAAGUUUAGCCAUUACCGCCCAAUGCUGCUUUUACCAUGAUGCAGCAAAUCUUGCAAGCCAGUGGUCCUGUAAAUGAAUGAAACACUCUCUAGCUUUGGGCUGUUUAGAAUGAAUUACCAGCCUUAGUCAGAUUUCCUGCCUCCCUUUGAAUCAUUUUCUACACAUCUACACUUCCCGAAAUGCCUUGUGAGCUUAACAUGCUGAAACCUCAGCCUCUGUCUCGUUUCGUUCGUGAAGAAACUGGCAGCAACCGGAAAAGUAGUAGUCAUCUUGUCAGUUUGCCCUCCAAAAGGAGAGUUCAGGCUGUUUGGGGGAUUGUUUCGUGGCUAAUUAUUAAUACCUGAGUCCUGCAUGAAUGCAACUGCUUGAUAGAAGUUCUUACUCCUGGUCAUGUGGACUUGACUUGCGUUGAUGAUUUCUCCCAUGUGCCUGAGAAAUCAAGGUUAUUGUGGUGUGGCUGUUCUGUGUCGUCUGCCAUCAGGAUCCAAAGAACACUCAUGAACAGUUUUAAAUGUCACUGCAGCUUUCCAGAAAGCAGGCCUUACAUUUGCUGUGCAGAAAAAUUCUGCUUGUAAUUAAUUGGACAUUGUGGUUUUACAGGUGUUGAGUGGUUAAUAAUUACACCUCAGUGACUUGCAUUGAUGGACACUUUUCUUUCUGAAAGGUACAGAGAAUAAAUAAAAAUUGCGUGCAAUGAUGUUCAUAUGCCUCAUUUGAAUGUAAAAGGUGCUUUCGUUAGUAAAUCGUUUUGUUAAAUUUUGUUAACUUUGUGUAUUUUUUGGUGCCGGAGGUAUUGGAUUGUUUCAUUUCAGAAGUGCUGUUGGAAUGAGAAGUUGGCUGUCAAGCCAUUAGAAUGAGAAGUCGGCUGUCAAGCCAUUAGAAUGAGAAGUCGGCUGUCAAGCCAUUAGAAUGAGAAGUCGGCUGUCAAGCCAUUAGAAUGAGAAGUCGGCUGUCAAGCCAUUAGAAUGACAGUUUUUCUAGUUUAAGUUUGAUGUCACUGCUGAAAGCAACCUGCUUCUCUUCAUCUGAUGUGGGUGAAACUUGCAAUUGCAUGAAUGAAUACUUGAAUUAAUAUUCAAGGGAAAUUUUGGGCUGUUUAGAGUCAACCAAUAGGACCUAGAACCUUACCAAGCCUACGUCACCUUUUAAAACAUCAUGGGUGAACUUGUUAAAACUAGAAACUUGGGUGUUUUAGCGUGCCUUUAUGAUUGUUCUUGUCAGAUGUUUGUACAUGUACAUGUGCGGAAAAAAGAGAGUGCAGACCAUACCAUUUUUACAAGAUUCAAUGUAAACCUGAACAAUAAUGUAAGUUGUUACAUGUAUAUUUUUCAUACUGGGUUGGGAAAUUGCAUCCUGAUAUUUUCAAGAUGUAUUAAUAUACGUUGGGUACGGGCAAACCGUUAUAUAUAAUUUGCAUCCUGAUAUUUUAAUUCAGACAUCACUGUGUGUACUACACAUUUUCGACCAGUAACUUCCAGACAAAAGCUUAGCUGGAUAAAUUGCAUUCGAAUCCUAGACAGUUGUGGCAUGUGACAUGGUUUUAGUUAAAGUAUUUUUGGAAAAUGCUGAAUUUAAAAACUAUUUCACCGUGACAUGCUAUGCUUGCCCCUCCCCCCUCCAAUGAAAAAUUGUCGUCCCCAUUGGAAGAGAGCUAAAUGUAAACAUUACAUUGCAGUUAUUUGGAGUCAUUUGCAAUAAAUUGUAACAUUAAUUAGUGCUUAAACUGGAAACUAUUACUUUGAAGCACAUCCCAUAGUUAACACCUUUAACCAGUUCUGGGCACCCCACAGUUUCGUCCCCUCCCCCUCACCGUCUGUGGAGAGAACACUGGCUAUGCCACAGGUGUGCACAAAUUUUUUUCUCAUAAGUAAUCCUGUCGUUACACUUUUGCAUGGGAUAAAAAGAAAUGCUGAUUUAUGUAUAAAUUCGCCGUUUAAACAGUACUGCUAUUUCACUUGUUUUCUUUCAUGUGCACAGGGUUGUGGUUUAUACAAUCAAUUAUGAGUGGAUAUAAUUGAUGCUUUGUUUUGUACAGACGUUAGGCUUAAUGGUUGAACAGCAAAUAAUCAACAGAAUUUGUGAAAUAUGAAUUGAAUUUUUUGCAGUAAUUAUUUUCAACUUUUUCACUCAUUAGUCGGCUGGGGAGCUUAAUGGAUUUUGAUAAAUAAAAGCAGUAAGAAUACUGGAA
Molecule: messenger RNA, 5565 nt
Organism: Acanthaster planci (crown-of-thorns starfish)
Lineage: Eukaryota; Metazoa; Echinodermata; Asteroidea; Valvatida; Acanthasteridae
Product: divergent protein kinase domain 2A-like
Source: RefSeq, a predicted model, not a curated record